CUCCAGACAGGCAGGGGCAGCACUGCUCUGUUGGCGGAGGGCGCAGAGCCGGUUGCCUGCUGGAAACAGCCAGAAACCACACAGUAAGCAGCUAGCAGGCUAGCGGCUAGCAGCACUUUACGUCUGUGUUGAUUAAAGCAUCUGGCACAUAGGGCUAUAAACACUGUGGAAAGUGUUUUUACAGCAUAAGAUUGGAAGUUAAGUGAAGAUGGCUGGCGGUUUUAAAGAAGAAGAAGAUAUAUUUGACGAUAUUCUGCUGGCGGAUGAAAGGUUCCGAGGGGAGGGCUACCGAGAGGGAUUUGAUAAAGGGACCCACCGAGGACUGCAAGACGGUCGGCGACAUGGAACCGCUCACGGGGCAAAGCUGUCCACUGAGAUUUCCUUCUAUUAUGGGUUUGCCGUCACGUGGAAAUGUCUCCUCCAACACAAUACAAAUGUAAAAUCAGGGAAGCGUAUGAAAGCAGUGGAAGCUCUCCUGGGUUUGAUCCAAAACUCCCCUCAUGAUGAUCCGCAGUCUGAAAAGCUACAGGAACACAUGGAGAGACUUCGUGCCAAGUUCAGACAGGUCUGCUCUAUGCUGAGUGUCCCGGCUGACUUCAACGAUUACAUCAAAUCUUGCGAGGGGACUUCUUUCUGAACCCGGCCUGAUUGGGAGGAGAUGUUGAGACCACUCUGCGUUCUGGACAGAAGACAGCAAAGUCUUAUCCUGGGAUUGGUCUUCAAUGGAUUUAUUUCAGGGUCUGCAGUGACUGCGUCAGUUUGACAGUCCCUUUGAGAUUAGUCUUUGACUUCACAUUCUAGUGGGAAGGUCUGACAUGUAGGAAAAUCCACGUCCCGCAUUCAACUGGAAAAUCUGAGGAGUCGACUGUGGCCACUGGAACGUCUCAGUAAGAAAGAAAUGGUUUUUUCUUGUUUGACUCUGGUAAAUGAGUGGAUCUUUUGCAGUGAUGUUGAAGCAACUGAAUUGAAACUUAACAAAGACAGCAGCAAAAGACACCAAAAUAAAAUCUUGGAACA
Messenger RNA from Etheostoma spectabile (orangethroat darter), 1017 nucleotides. It is a transcript of the gene lto1, whose product is annotated as LTO1 maturation factor of ABCE1. The coding region runs from base 209 to 637 and encodes 142 amino acids. The transcript has 5 exons. The record is from RefSeq and is a predicted model, not a curated record. NCBI's taxonomy places the organism in Eukaryota, Metazoa, Chordata, Actinopteri, Perciformes, Percidae.